This is a messenger RNA of Paramecium tetraurelia, 771 nucleotides long. RefSeq lists its product as uncharacterized. The record is from RefSeq and is a predicted model, not a curated record. Lineage: Eukaryota; Ciliophora; Oligohymenophorea; Peniculida; Parameciidae. The transcript is spliced from 5 exons.
AUGCCUGUGAAAAGCUUUUCUGUCUUAAAAUAACAAAAAUCGGAAUUUAAACAAUGUUCGAUCAUAAAUAACUAAAUUGGUAAAUAGGAACUUGAAAGCUUGUAACUAAUUCAAAACUUGUCAUCUCCAUUUUGCGGCAUUUCCCAAUGUCUGACUUAAAAUUGUUGUUUCAUUAAAAUAAAUGAAAAAAUAAUUCAAGAACCUCUUUAAGACAUUAAAUGCGAAUAGAUCUUCUCAGAAUUAGACAACAAUGAAUACUACAAAUAAACUCUUGUAUACACAACUAUGAUUGAAUUAAAACAGGCUGUCCUAAAAGUUAAACGUUCCUGGAAUAGAUUGAUGAUGCCUAUUAAUGAAAUUCAAGUUGAUAACCAGCCUAAUGAGACAUUCAAACUCGGAAUUAUUACCAAAAAAUUUAUACAUCAUAAUUUUAAAAUUAAUAUAAAGUCAUUGUGUAGAUUUACAGCGAAGGUUAUCGAGUUGGACUUACCAUUCUCAAGCAGUGACAUUAUUUAAUAUCAUGAUGAAUCAAUUCGCAUUAAUCCAAUAUCUUUGUUGGUUUAGCGUCAGAAGUAAACUUGUUAUGGGGGCUUAAGAGAAAUGUUGAAUAAAGUUGAUAAUUGUGAAGAAGUGCAAUAGAUUCUUGAAAUGUUAAAAGAUUUUCAUAGUUAAAAUUUGAGCUAAUUAAUAAGUUGUAAUGUUGUGGAUAAAGAUGUCUACAAGCUUAAAUUGCAGCUCAUUAAUUUACUUUACAAAAGAAUGUAGAUGUGA